Messenger RNA from Hippopotamus amphibius kiboko, 3948 nucleotides. RefSeq names its product embryonal Fyn-associated substrate (gene EFS). Gene Ontology annotation, molecular function: protein binding. Lineage: Eukaryota; Metazoa; Chordata; Mammalia; Artiodactyla; Hippopotamidae. The record is from RefSeq and is a predicted model, not a curated record. Gene Ontology annotation, cellular component: plasma membrane; focal adhesion; cytoplasm. Gene Ontology annotation, biological process: cell migration; cell surface receptor protein tyrosine kinase signaling pathway. The transcript has 6 exons. The coding region runs from base 1697 to 3382 and encodes 561 amino acids.
GCUCCGGGACCAGACGCUCACGUUCCCCAGCCAGGGCUGGAGCCCCUGUCCAGCCCCAGACCCUGCGGAGGCUACGCUACGGGAGUAGAGAGGCUCCGCGGAGGACCCCGGAAAGGCGGAAGGAGAGUGUUCCCUCCCAAGGGAAAGACAGAUGUGGGGCUAAUGAAAGGGAUGCAGAGAGGCGCGGGGGAGAGCGGGGGCGUGACGGGGAGAGGAAAGCUCCCGGGAGGGAGCGAACCAGACCACCUGGAGGUCCGCCGCGACGCCGGGCUGCAGGAGACGGGGGAGAGGAGCCGGGAGGGGGCGUGCAAUUUGGCCCGAGGGUCCUGAGCUGAAACUCAACACCCGCUUUGGAGGGAUCGUCCUCCUUUCUCCUCCGCCCCUUCCCUUCCCCUCCCUUUUCCCCUCCCUCCUUUCUCUGAAUCCCGGGACUGAGCCCCGCACCGGAGCGGAGAGGGCCCGAGGGGAGGAGAAAGGAGCUGCACAGAGGGGGCGCCGGGAGCCCCGGAAGGGGAGGGAAGGGGAGCCGCGAGCGGGGGGGUGAGCCUGAAGGCCGCGCGCGACCCCCGGAGCCCUCCCAGCGCCCUCAGUGUCCCCCCCAACCCCAGCUCCAGGCGAGUCUGCAGAACCCUGGCCUCUGCUCCUCCUUCGCCUUCUCUUUGCUCCUUCUUUUGCUUUGUGGCCUUUCGGUUGCCAGAGACACCCGGGCUGCCCCGCGCCCUGGGGUGCGCGGCGGGUCCCCGCCAAGGGUGCGUGUAAGCGGGGCGGUGGGGCCAGCGCCGGGGGCCAGGGGCCCGAGGGUGGGAGCGGGAGCGCCGGCGCCGAAGGCUGGAGUGGGGCGCUCGGGGAAGGCCGUCCCGCGCCUUCGAGCCGGGCCCGCGUGCGGGUGGUGAGGCGCCGUCACGGCGCCCCCAAACCCCCAGGCGCGCGGCGAGCGAGUGUGAGUCCUUGGGAACCCUCCUCCUCGCCAGGGCUGCGAGCGCCUGGGCAGACAGCGGCCACUCGGGCCGCCCAGCCCGGCCGCCGCGCUCUCCCAGGCCUUUGGCGCCAGCCUGGCCUCCGUUCGCCAGGUCGGGCGAGUUUGAAGAGGGACGGACGUCUCAGUUUCCCCUGCCCCCCGCCCGCUCCCUGGCAGCGGGCUGCCGCGGGGCCCCCGACGCCGCGACCUCAGCCCGGGGAGCGCCGCUCUCCGGCGCGGCAUCAGGGGAGGGAGGGGUGGCCCCCAAACUCGCUCGUCCGGCCCGACCGCCCCGGCGGCUUCUCCCUGCCCCCGGGGCCGUCCUGAGCGGCCCGGAGAGGCGUCGAGCACAGCCCCAGCUCCCGCCUCCUCGCCCGCCCUGGCACUGGAAGGGAGCUCUGGGCCCAUGCAGAUCCAGGGUGCCCCCGCGGCCUAGGGCAGGCAGCUCCGGGGGCCUGGCCCACGCGGCAGCCCCCGGGAGGCCGUGGGGACAGUGCAAAGCGCGCGUCCUUGGAUGAGGUCCCGCAGCGACGCCCCGGCCCGCCCCGCUCCUCCUCCUGCCCGGCCAAGCUGCCUCCCAUUUGGGGAGUUUCGUGGGUUUUCUUUUUCCUCCUCCAACCUCCGCGGAGGCCACGACUCAGGCGCCGCAGCCGGGUGCCUUCAUGGUGCGGGGCAGCCGCUGCUGAAGUCAGCGAAACCGAGCCUGGCCUGGAGCUGGCCACGCGGAAGGCCAAGGCCAUGGCCAUAGCCACGUCGGCCCAGCUGGCCCGGGCACUGUAUGACAACACCGCUGAGUCCCCCCAGGAGCUGUCCUUCCGCCGAGGGGACGUUCUACGGGUACUGCAGAGGGAAGGCGCUGGCGGGCUGGAUGGCUGGUGCCUCUGCUCCUUGCAUGGCCAGCAGGGCAUUGUGCCCGCCAACAGAGUGAAGCUCCUUCCUGCUGGGCCAGCACCCAAGCCUGGUUUCUCCCAGGUGCCCCCAGCGCAGCCUGGCUCACCACAUCCAGCCCCAGAGCACGGCAAUGAGGACCAGGAGGUAUAUGUGGUGCCACCCCCAGCUCGGCCCUGUCCUACCUCGGGACCUCUGACUGGACCCUGUCCUCCCUCCCCUGAUCCCAUCUACAAGGUCCCCAGAGGCAGUGGGACCCAACAGGCUGCCCCUGGAGAUGCCUUGGAGGUCUACGAUGUACCCACCGCUGCCCUCCGAGUUCCCUCCAGUGGCCCCUAUGACUCCCCGGCCUCCUUCUCCCGCCCUCUGGCCCAAGUUGCCCCCCAGUCCCCUGGAGAAGACGAAGCUCCCUAUGAUGUGCCUCUGGCCCUGAAGCCACCGUCAGACCUGGAGCCAGAUCUGGAGUGGGAGGGGGGCAGGGAGCCAGGGCCUCCCCUCUACGCUGCCCCCUCCAACCUGAAACGAGCAUCCGCCCUGCUCAAUCUGUACGAAGCACCAGAGGAACUGAUGGCAGAUGGGGAAGGCGGGGGCACCGACGAGGGCAUCUACGACGUCCCCCUGCUGGGGCCAGAGACACCCCCUUCUCCAGAGCCCCUGGGAGCCUCGGCUUCCAGUGACCUGGACACCCUGUCCCUGCUUGUGGCCAGAAGCCCCCCACCCCCACACAGGCCCCGGUUGCCCUCAGCUGAGAGUCUGUCCCGCCGCCCUCUGCCUGCCCUGCCUGUCCCGGAGGCCCCCAGCCCCUCCCCGGCUCCCUCUCCUGCUCCAGGACGGAAGGGCAGCAUCCAGGAUAGACCUCUGCCCCCGCCCCCACCCCGCCUGCCAGGCUAUGGGGGCCCCAAGGUCGAGGGGGAUUCAGAGGGCGGGGAGGUGGAGGACCAUCCAGCAGGACACCACAAUGAGUAUGAGGGCAUCCCGAUGGCCGAGGAGUAUGACUACGUCCACCUGAAGGGCAUGGAUAAAGCUCAGGAAGCCAGGCCCCAGGAUAAGGCCUCCCCAGGGAAUCCUGAUGUGCUGGAGAGGGGGCCGCCAGAGCAGCAGGAGGCCCCAUCCCCAGGGGAGCCAUUGGUUCUGCCCACCGGAGAUCUACAGCUCCUGCACUUCUACGCCGGGCAGUGCCAGGGCCACUACUCAACACUGCAGGCAGCCGUGGCGGCCCUGAUGUCCAGCACCCGGGCCAACCAGCCUCCGCGACUCUUCGUGCCCCACGGCAAGCGGGUGCUGGUGGCCGCUCACCGCCUGGUGUUUGUUGGGGACACCCUGGGCCGGCUGGCAGCCUCCGCCCCUCUGCGAGCACAGGUCGGGGCUGCAGGCACAGCACUGGGCCAGGCACUGAGGGCCACCGUGCUGGCCAUCAAGGGGGCUGCCCUGGGCUACCCGUCCGGCCCUGCGGCCCAGGAGAUGGUGCAGUGUGUGGCAGAGCUGGCAGGGCGGGCCCUGCAAUUCACCACCCUGCUCACCAGCCUGGCCCCCUGAGCCCCGUGGCCCCGCUCUGCCCUCGCCUGCCUGCCAGAGCCCCCUCCAGGCCGUGGGUGGCUGGAGGACUCUGUUUUAGGGACUAGGAGAGGUGGAGGCAUCUUUCCCCCUUGCCCCCUUUCUCGUCAUCUCAGCCUCUCACAGAGGCGCCUCCUCCCCUACCCCGCAGCUUUUUGUAUGAGCCUUUUUGUAUAAAUUAUUUAUAUUUAAUAUUAUUCCCUGCUUUGUCAGGGGCAGGCGCCAGGCCCUCUGGGGCAGGGAGGAACUGGACCUUCUUCCUCCCUCAGCCUGGGGUGGAGGUUCCUGGGCACCACAUGGCCACCUGCCUCUGGAAUCUUGGCCCCACAGGGAUUCAGGUAGCUGAAACCUGAGGCCACCCAGAGCUCCUUUCUUGUCCUGUGUCUUGGCUCUAGAACAUCAGUGCCUCACUGCUAGCUGAGGGUGAGGGCAGGACGUUGGCCACCCAGAAUGGGAAGGUCUGGGAGAGGCCAGAGGGCUCCUCCCCACAGGAGACAGGAGAGCUGGGCCUCAGGCACUGGCACAUUUCAAUAAACCAGGCUGUCUGA